Molecule: messenger RNA, 2936 nt
Organism: Sycon ciliatum
Lineage: Eukaryota; Metazoa; Porifera; Calcarea; Leucosolenida; Sycettidae
Product: general transcription factor IIH subunit 4-like
Exons: 15
Coding region: 20-1384 (454 amino acids)
Biological process (GO): nucleotide-excision repair
Cellular component (GO): transcription factor TFIIH core complex; transcription factor TFIIH holo complex
Molecular function (GO): ATPase activator activity; double-stranded DNA binding
Source: RefSeq, a predicted model, not a curated record
GGUAGACAGGGGGGCGAUCAUGGAGGCGACCCAACGUCUUCAGGGCAUUGACCUGCACGGGUUUUUGCAAUCGCUUUCCGCGGACACCUUGGAUAGGCUGUACGCCCAUCCGGCUGCUUGCAUAGCGGUGUUCAGGGAACUGCCGGCCUUAGACAAACACUACAUCAUGCGUGUGUUGUUCUCGGAGCAAGUCGUUCCGGAAAAGCUCAUACUCUCCUGGUGCAAGCCCGGACAGAAGAGCUCACACGAGCAAGGUGUGGAGAGACUGCGGCGACUGCGUAUCUGGUUCCUGGAAGAGCUGGCUGGUGGCCACAAGGGUCUGCGGUUGAGCAGUAUCUUCCGCGAGGGUCUGCGGACUGCGCUUUGUGGCGGCGGCAAGGCAUGGUUCAAGCCCGUCCCACCAGCCACUGACAAGCACACGAGAGACAUUGCCUUCCUGGAUUCGUACGCCAAGGAGCGUUGGGAAAUAAUCCUCCACUUCUUGGUCGGAUCCAAUGUGUCCGAUGUCAGUCGCAAGGUGAUGGACCUCCUACAGCGUGCAGGAUUAUAUGCGUGCAGUGGUGAGCUAGGCUCUGCAGCAUCAAUCACAGCUGCUGGCUUCCAGUUUCUGCUCAUGGACACCACGGCGCAGGUGUGGUACUUCAUGCUCUACUACUUCAAGACCAUUGAGAGUAUGGGAAAGGACGUGGUGGAGAUCCUCACUCUACUCUUCACCAUCAGCUUCUCGUGUUUGGGAAAGGAUUACCCUACUGACGGCCUGUCACCAUUGCAGAUGGAGUUCCUGCAGGACAUGCGAGAGUACGGUUUGGUGUACCAGAGGAAGCAAAAAUCCAAGCGCUACUACCCGACACGCCUGGCCAUCAACUUCUCUUCAGGCCUACACCAGUCAACGCAGGUGCCUGAGAGCGAAGGCUUCUUGGUUGUGGAGACCAACUAUCGUGUGUAUGCGUACACCGACUCUGCACUACACAUCGCCAUUGUAGCACUGUUCGCUGACUUACAAUACAGAUUGCCAAGCAUGGCUGUCGGUUUACUAACCCGUGAGAGCGUCCAUGAUGCCCUCGGGAACGGCAUCACGGCCGAGCAGAUUCUGCAAUUUAUGAAGAUGUACUCUCACCGGCAGAUGCGAAAGAACAAUCCCAUCGUCCCGCCAACGAUAUCGGACCAGGUCAGACUCUGGCAGUUGGAACGUGACCGCCUGCGAUCCUCUGAAGGUGUACUAUACAACCAGUUUGCCAGCGCCAGUGAGUUCCAGGUGAUCCGCGACUAUGCUUCGGAGAUUGGAGUGCUGGUUUACUCCAAUCCGGCAAAGCGCUGUGUGGUGGUCACGAACGCUGGACACAAGGACGUGCGGGCAUUCUGGAAGCAGCAAAAACAGAAAUGAGCCAACCGUGGUUGCCAUUGAGGACAGUAGCAACUUGCAAGACUGCGGCAAAGGACUGAUUCUACCGUACGCAGCUGACCUGCAAAGUGUGCUGAUGGGUCAUUGCCAUUCUCUUCACCUUGUCUCGGCGCUUGAUGUCGUCCUAGUCUAAGUUCUAGUCUAAGUCCUAGGAGGUUCUCACCGCUGCAGCAUUCUACUACUACAGCUGUUGAAGGUGACAAGCGUUGCCGAAGUGAUCCCGGCGUGUUCUCCUUCGUGUCCGUUGCAGAGUGUGUGCUCCGCUUGUCGGAGCACUCGGCUAUACUUGUAAGGUGAUCAUUCCUAACUCUAUCGCAUUCGAACUGAGUGCCUGCAGCCGUGACCAAACUCUGAGAGCCCCGCUUCAGCUAGCUUUGAUUGUGCGUGUCUGCAUCUUCAUUUGCUGGAAUCCUACAGUCCGCCUGGCGUUGUAUGUGGCCUCAGGUGCAGCUGGUCCGCGCCUUAUUCUUUUUUUAAGACCAUAUCACUCGCUGGAUGUUGCCGUCUAGUCAAGAUCACCGCCGUGUCUCUGUGAUGGACUGACAACGAGCCUGUAUGCUCACCCUUUGCUACCCAAGAGCACAGUCCAUUUCUCGGCGGCGGAUGAAGCGAGGUUGGAUUGACGUCCUGCUUGUGCACUCGCCCGCCCGUGCUUGUGUGCAUUGGCUUUCUCGCGCUUGUGUGCAUUGGCUUUCUCUCGUGCUGUGACCGUGUGCCAGAAGACUCCACUGUCAAGACUAGCACGUCCACCAGACUCACUCUCGACAAGGAUAUUUUAAAGUCCUUUUGGAAGUGGCAGUCGUGCAUUAACAAUUUCAGACUGCUCUGUGCCUUAAAGUUAUACCAGUUUCCUACUAGUUUCUAAACUUCGGUACUUCUUGUAGUAUUUUGUGAUGGUCUUCAAGCUGGAGUUCCGGCCAAUAAUGCACGUAGUCAUGAUCACGCUAUCUCACGGCGGAGCCAUGAGGUGAUGUUAUGACUCCCUGGUCGUUUCAACGUGCCUCCGGAUCCUAUGGUCAUCUGCUGCCAUGGCCACAGGAAACAUGUUAGUUUGGGCACCAACAUGUGUGUGUGUGUGUGAUGUGUGUGCGUUUGCAUAACCCAACUGGUGUGGUUGUACUUGGUGCUUAAACAUAAUAUUGAGCCCGUGCCUGGCCACGUCCGCAGUCACACAGAGCGCCACACACGCACACUAUUCUUGAUCAUGUUGAUUGAUUUGUCGCCAUGGUUUUGACAAUCAUGCAAUGUCCUUUUUAAGUUUUGUUUCAAAUAAUGUCAUUUCUUUCCUACCCUGUGUGCAUGUCAGCAAGAGUCGUAUGCCGUUUAUUGUUUCUUCUGCUGACUCUGCCGAGAUGCAAAAAUUCAGUGACGGUCACGUUGUCCCGUAAGACCUGGAGCGCAAUGUCAUCCUUGAUACAACACCAUAACUAUGGUCAUGUACUCUUGGUGUAAACAGGUAGAUAGGCCCAACAACUCCCUACAAUUACUCCCUGCAAUUACUUGUGUGUGUACAACUAACAAGACUUGAACUUGA